Fusarium coffeatum is the source of this 2229-nucleotide messenger RNA. RefSeq lists its product as uncharacterized. The transcript has a single exon. Lineage: Eukaryota; Fungi; Ascomycota; Sordariomycetes; Hypocreales; Nectriaceae. The coding region runs from base 1 to 2229 and encodes 742 amino acids. The record is from RefSeq and is a predicted model, not a curated record.
AUGAAGCUAAGUCUCGGGCUCAGUAACCGACUACUGGUACUCACUCGAGUUCAGUCGUCUCACCUUGUAGCUAGUGCUACCAUUGUUGCUCUCGUUAUCAACUUUCAACGUAUCAAUCGUCUUAUUACUGCGGCAUCGCAAAGGUUUUCAACAGUGAUUUGCAGCGUCUUCCAAGGACUGUUCGGCUUCACUUAUAUUGAUACAAUCUCAAACAAACAAAUCCGUCUCAUUCGCCUCCCCGACUCAAGCUCAAGCUCAUCCCCAAAUAUCACUCUUCAUACCUUCUACCUAGACCAAUGCCCACCAUAUCUCGCCCUCUCGUAUACUUGGGGUCCCGCUGUGAAGAAUACAUCCUUCUCGCCUAACAAGAGAUAUACAAUAACGCUCGAUGGCAAGUCAUUUACUGUCCAGCCAAAUCUCUACGAUGCACUCUCUCAACUAUGCCUCUCAAGACCAGGCCACUACCACUGGGUCGACGGCAUCUGCAUCAACCAACAAGACCUAACAGAGCGUUCUGCCCAAGUAGCUAUAAUGGAUCACAUCUACAACGGCGCAUUUGAGACAGUAGUAUGGCUUGGAACCGCUACGGACAAGACAAAUAGAUCUGUUGAGAUCGUGCAGGAAAUCGCUAAAGGCGCGGAGGCAAAGAUCAUCGAAUGGGGAAAGACCCAAUCAUACGGCGAUGUCUUCAUCGCUUAUGAUCCAGAAAUGUUGAAGAGGAACGGUCUUCCUGGUCUUACGGCGGAUGACUGGGUGGCGCUUGGGGAUAUCUACACAAGAGCUUGGUUCGGUCGAACGUGGAUGAUUCAAGAGGUCGCACUCUCCCGAGCUGCAACUGUUCUCAUCGGGCAUCAUGAGAUUCCUUGGGAUGCAGUUGGCGAUACAGCAGGCUUAAUCAACAUGUCUGGUGCUCUCGUCGGUUUAUUCUCUGUUGGCUCAGACUUACAACCUAUCCCUCUGAUACAAUCCAUCAUCCAUGCUUCAGACCUCCACGUCACCCGGCAAUGGAGCCAAGACAAAGAAAGUCGUUACAAAGACCUCUUAAGAAACAUCGACUACUCAGUGGGCAUACAAGAUGAUCACCCUAAAAGGCUGUUACUUGAACUACUGCUGAGUAGCAUCGGUUUCAGAGCGACUGUUCCUCGAGAUCGGGUAUACUCCCUAAUCGGCAUUGUCAAUCACAUGAACCAAGCCAAAGGACGACCUCGCUUGGAUCUCAAUAUUGACUAUGAAUCUUUCGACGACGUUGUUCUCACUCAACUCGGCAUCAGUUUUCUCGAAGAUACUAAAGCUCUUCAUCUCCUCUCCCUCGCUGGUAUCGCCAGCCGAGCUAAACCGUCCAACCUACCAACAUGGAUACCCUCGUUCGACCUUGUUCAUGCCCCUGUCUUAGGUCCUAGCUAUACAACACUCCCACAAUUCGAUGCUUCAGCUAGUGCUGAGGCAGUUUUCACCAUCGACAGAGACCUAUAUCGUCUCAACGUCAAGGCCGUGAGCCCUCAUCUUGGUUCCAUAGAGGAACUCGGCGAGCUAUGGUCUGAUGUUUGUCAAGGCAACUUCAACAACACUAUGAAGAUGCUGCUUCACUGUGGUAAAACAUACAUACCUACGGGCCAGCCCGUCGUUGAAGCCUUCUGGCGCACUCUCAUCAUGGAUAGCGAUCAAUCCCAACGUCCUGCGCCAUCACAUCUUGCUGAAUCCUUCUCUAAGUGGAUACUUCUCAUCACUAUCAAGGCAUUGAUCGCACGUCAGUCUAGGAGCCCAUCCAUAUAUGACCAAUUCGAUGCCUUGGAGCCCUUAUGGACACUCGCCAAUACUCGGGAUUCUACUAAUACUCUGCCCAAAACGAGUGACAUGAUACCAUUAUUAUUUGAGUUGGGCUUACGACAUGACCCGGCCGUCCGAGUCAAUACCGAAUCAGAGAACCAGGAUAAGUUCACUCCCUGGGAGAAAGCAUCUGCUCAUUUUGAAGCACUAUUACGCAUAAGCAUCGUUGCAAAUAGACGCCUCGUAAGGACUGUCAGAGGUUACCUGUGUCUAGUUCCCCUUCACGCCGAAGUUGGAGACAGAAUCAUGAUCGUUUCAGGCUGUGCUACUCCUUUGGUAUUGCGAAGAAAGGGUCCAUCUGACAGUUGCUUUCAAGUGGUUGGCGACGCGUACGUCCAUGGUGCCAUGUUUGGGGAGCACAUCACAGGUGACUUCACAUGGAGAGAUAUUCAUCUGAUUUGA